Arabidopsis lyrata subsp. lyrata is the source of this 1854-nucleotide messenger RNA. Its product is annotated as probable WRKY transcription factor 39. Gene Ontology annotation, molecular function: sequence-specific DNA binding; DNA-binding transcription factor activity. The record is from RefSeq and is a predicted model, not a curated record. The coding region runs from base 645 to 1643 and encodes 332 amino acids. Gene Ontology annotation, biological process: regulation of DNA-templated transcription. NCBI's taxonomy places the organism in Eukaryota, Viridiplantae, Streptophyta, Magnoliopsida, Brassicales, Brassicaceae. The transcript is spliced from 3 exons.
GCAAAAGUCAUAACCUUUGACACUUUUUAUCUCACCAUCUCUCUCUCUCUCUCUCACAAAGAAACAAACAAGACAAAUCUUUCUCUCUCUUUAUUUUAUCCUAAAAUUUCCUAUCUGAUUUCUUGCUAUUGAGCUUAAAUUUUACCUUCCGGGUAUUCAAAAAGAUCUCAUUUUUUCUUCUAGCUCUGUAUUUUCUCAGGAAAUUUCUUUCUUCUUUUUAGACCCUUUGUCAUGAGCUAAUUUUUAUCUUCCGGGUGAUGAAAAAGAUCUCAUCUUUUAGCUUAGGAUUGAGGGAGUUUCGAUUUUUUACUUUGCACUUUUCCUUGGAAGUGAUUUGGUGGAACUCAUGGUGAUUGGUUUCUUCCUAGGGUUAUUAGAGAUUGACUUCUGGAUUUUUCACGCGCCUUGGAUUUGAUCUAAUGCACCCUCUCUUUUUCAUGUCUUUUAUCUGGUUUAGAUUUUGAUAUUUGAGAUCUUUUGUUAUAGGUUGCAAGUUCUGUGUUUUUUUUAGUCUUUUUAGUUUCUGUGUUGAUUAUGAUUCUCUUGGUUUAGGAGAGAUUUGGGUGUUUAUUGAUUGAGUUUGAGAAUUGUGAAAUUAGGGUUAUUUUUGGUUCUCUGAUCUGAAACUUGGGUAGAAGAAAAACAUGGAAGAAGUUGAAGCUGCUAACAGAUCAGCUGUAGAAAGCUGUCAUGGAGUGUUAAAUCUCUUGUCACAACAAACCAGUGAUCCCAAAUCCUUAAUGGUUGAAACAGGAGAAGCAGUUUCCAAGUUCAAGAGAGUAGCUUCUCUGUUAACUAGAGGGUUAGGCCAUGGAAAGUUUAGGAGUAUCAACAAGUUUAGGUCAUCUUUUCCUCAACACAUCUUCUUAGAGAGCCCUAUUUGCUGUGGUAAUGAUUUAAGUGGUGAUUACACUCAAGUUCUUGCACCAGAGCCACUUCAGAUGGUUCCAGCUUCUGCUGUUUAUAAUGAAAUGGAGCCAAAACACCAAUUGGGUCAUCCUCCAUUGAUGCUUAGUCACAAAAUGUGUGUUGACAAGUCGUUUCUGGAGUUAAAGCCACCGCCUUUUCGUGCUCCUUAUCAGUUAAUCCACAACCACCAGCAGAUAGCUUACUCGAGGAGCAAUAGCGGUGUAAACCUUAAGUUUGAUGGAUCUGGUAGUAGUUGCUAUACUCCGAGUGUAUCAAACGGAUCAAGAUCAUUUGUGUCAUCUCUUAGUAUGGAUGCUAGUGUAGCAGAUUAUGAUAGGAACUCGUUCCAUUUGACCGGAUUAUCCUGUGGGUCUGACCAUAUAUCGCAGCAUUCCCGGAAGAUGUGCUCUGGUAGUUUGAAAUGCGGAAGUAGAAGCAAAUGUCAUUGUUCCAAGAAAAGGAAACUGAGGGUAAAACGAUCAAUCAAGGUGCCUGCAAUCAGUAACAAGAUUGCAGAUAUUCCUCCAGAUGAGUAUUCAUGGAGGAAGUAUGGACAGAAACCGAUAAAGGGUUCACCGCAUCCACGGGGAUACUAUAAAUGCAGCAGUGUGAGAGGUUGUCCAGCAAGGAAGCAUGUGGAGCGAUGUAUCGAUGAAACUUCAAUGUUAAUUGUAACUUACGAAGGCGAGCAUAACCAUUCAAGAAUAUUGUCUUCACAAUCAGCUCAUACCUGAUGAAACAGAGUCUAAUAUGCCUGUCUUUCGUCUACUCUUGGAUUUGAAGAAGAAUGAAUUUGAUUCUAGAAACCGGUCUUUGUAGCUCUGAUUUGCAAUUGUAUAUUUCCACUUUGACAUGAGUUUUAAGAGCACUUGUGAACUCGGGUUCUGUGGUGGCAGACAGUAGCAAGAAACAUCAACAAUUUGGUAUCAACCGAGCUUUUUCUUA